This is a messenger RNA of Cyphellophora attinorum, 1134 nucleotides long. RefSeq lists its product as uncharacterized. The transcript has 3 exons. The coding region runs from base 1 to 1134 and encodes 377 amino acids. The record is from RefSeq and is a predicted model, not a curated record. NCBI's taxonomy places the organism in Eukaryota, Fungi, Ascomycota, Eurotiomycetes, Chaetothyriales, Cyphellophoraceae.
AUGGCUACCCCUGAACGCACGACUCUCGACACCACUGCCAUCGACACGAUCGAAGUCAAUUCUCGAUCGCUCGCGCAUCGCACCUCGUUCGCACGCUUCGCGAGAGCAUUUCGAGACCUCCGGACUGUGGCCCCCGAUCUGCAUAUCUCAGUAAACAUUCAGCAAAGAGCUAUGAGUGAGCUCAACGACGCCGCAUUCCGGGGUGCAUCCUGGUUUCGGUUGCGGCGCCUGACAUCUUUAGGGUCCGGUUCUGGACAGAAGUUGAUCAGAAACGCCCGAGAUAAUGCUGAUUUCAAGGAGCUCAUGAACGACACGAUUCAGUUGCAAACAGCGUUCCGCGAGGAGAGGAACGCGGCUACGGAAGAGGCUAGCAGUACUACUGGCACCGAUAGAAGCAGCGCCAUGGAGAUAGAGGAAGACAAUUUGGGAGAGACAUCUGAAUACCAAAGCAUCACUGAUGGGAAAGGCCAAGAAGUACAUUCUUCUAGAGACUCUGGCGUUCGAGGAGGUAGUUUGGCGCGGCGAACCGUGGUGCCGGACAACACGGACUUGCCUCAACAACUCGUUCCUCUGGAAACCUCUGCCAUGGACCAGAUCGUCUCAAUUAUCGGCCGGCUCUCUGUGAGCACUGUACCGCAGACGAACCGUGCUCCCAGUGCUUGCUUCGUGGCCGAGUUCGAAAAGCUCCGAAGUCUGGCCUUCUAUUCAGGACUUUCGGAGGAUGUACGAGGAAGAGCUCGGAAAGAACUUCGCUACUUUGUGGCCCGGGACUAUGAAUGGGAAGCGUAUAGUGAAGCCCGAGACGUGAUCGUCUUCAAGGCCUUUUUGAACAACACAUACCACAUGGCUGUAGCAACUAUCAAAGAGGAGCGCGUCAAGCACGAUGUGACGAGCACAGUGCCCAUGACACCAAACGUCAUUCUCAUGGAAUUCGCGAUCGCCAUGGAAUUUUGUGUAUCGAUCUCGGAUGUUGAAGAGCGGUCCCUCCUGAUGUCACCUGGGAUGUUUUCAGAUCGACCGCACUACAAAGUGGUCGAGGAGUUGUAUAGCGCGGAAGAGUGGGCAGGUGUUAACGCUCCCCCGACAUUCACGAACCUUGUCGAUGAUGAGUCUACUUAUGGCAUGAGUGAGUGA